Molecule: messenger RNA, 1545 nt
Organism: Aspergillus heteromorphus CBS 117.55
Lineage: Eukaryota; Fungi; Ascomycota; Eurotiomycetes; Eurotiales; Aspergillaceae
Exons: 1
Coding region: 236-1306 (356 amino acids)
Source: RefSeq, a predicted model, not a curated record
GUUGUCAUCUAUCUAUCAGCUUUACACUGAUGCGUUUUUUUCGCUUUGUUGUUGUCGCUGCCAUACAACUCUUCCUGUCGAGGUCUGAUCGUGAUUACAUACAAUACAUACAUACAUACAUACACUUAGUGCAGGACUAAACAGUGCUGCCUGCGAUCCUGUCUCCACCAGGCUACGUACGACGGCUAUAGGCAUACGCGGUCUAAGGGAACCGGUGCAAAGUACGGAAAGGAGUAUGGUGCUUCUUACUUCCUCGACGGUGUCGGUGAUCAUAUCCACGGGUGUUAUUUGUACCUUCACGUUUCUGCUCUUCCUAUCGGGGUACGUGCUGCAGCAGCAAUCCGUCCGAAGCAUCCAGCAUGCCAUCCGACCGCCUCCACCCCCGGACCCCGUGGUAGGGCAUGGAAUGCCUGGACCGUCAUUCCACGGUGCUGAGCAGGAGCUUCUUCUGUCCAAUGACGCGACCGAUAAGCAACAGAAGAGGGAUACUACCCAUUCUCAAUCCCCACAGCCAACGCCAGGCAACUUCGCAUACCUCCAGCUGCUCUCCACUCCCGAUCCCUCCAAUAUAUGCUCCGCCAUCCUUUUCUUUAAGCAGCUGGCAGCCAAUGGCACGGCCGUCCAGGACCGCUUAUUCAUGUACCCGCGGGAAUGGGACUUGAUGCCGACCAAGGAGCUCACUGAGCCGGUGUCCACCGCCCUUUCGCUCCUGCGAGCGGCGAGUCUCGAGUACGGCAUCUGGCUGCUCCCCAUCGACAUGACCCUGGCUACAGCGGAGGGCUAUGCGCCCACGGAUACAAAGCUGCUGCGACUGGGACAGAUCCAAUUCAUGCAGUAUGACAGUGUCCUGUAUGUCCAGACGCCCGGGCUGCUGCUCGACACGGGGAAGCUGGAUGCCAUGCUUUAUUCUCGUCCGUUGCCAUUGAGGCACGACAAGAACCGGCCCGAUUCGUUCAACAAUGAGGCCUGGAUUCCAAUGCCUCUGCGACCAGAGAGGGACGCGGUCCUCCCUCCCGUGUAUCUGAUCACGGUUAACAGCGUGGAGAAUGGCCAUAUCGAGGCUCGUGGCCAUAUUCCGAACACGGCUCUUCCGGGAUUUGGAAGCUUAGUCACAGGGCCCGGAGGCGUGCUUUCGCAGGAGGCAGAGGAGUUUUCUCCAGAUGAACAGCCGGGAUAUGUAUACUUUGAACAGGAUGAGGAUGGCCAUGUCCAAUGGGCCCAGAACCCACUCUUCGGGCCCUGGCGAGUCGGACAAAAUGAGGUAUGCGAGGGUCUUGAUUUGGAUGAUGCGAUGCACGACAGAUAGGAUUUGUAAAGUCCUUUCCUUUUCUUGUAUCUGAUAUGGGGCGUUUGGUCGGCUUGUUUAUUGGGCGUUUGCAUGAUAACCUUGAUGACCCACGAGGGCUGGCUGGUGUCAUUGCGGGUCCUGACAGGAGUCGGGGGUACAUGGAAUGGUGGUGAUGAUGAUGACGACCUUGAUAAUAUCUGUUUGUGUAUUUAUGAUGUAUGAAGAUAUGAAGCCAUGGUGUAAAUGAAAUAUGUAUU